Hyla sarda is the source of this 1212-nucleotide messenger RNA. RefSeq names its product neuroguidin (gene NGDN). Bases 80 to 1021 code for a protein of 313 amino acids. Gene Ontology annotation, cellular component: nucleolus; small-subunit processome. The transcript is spliced from 10 exons. Gene Ontology annotation, biological process: maturation of SSU-rRNA from tricistronic rRNA transcript (SSU-rRNA, 5.8S rRNA, LSU-rRNA). NCBI's taxonomy places the organism in Eukaryota, Metazoa, Chordata, Amphibia, Anura, Hylidae. The record is from RefSeq and is a predicted model, not a curated record.
AUUUCCGCUUCCGGGUUUGGGAGGGGUUUUACGGGAGGCUCCACCUUUCGCGUGGGUUUUCCUGGAGCAGCGUAGAGACAUGGCUGCGGCGCAGGGUAUAACAUCAGAAGAUCUGUCAGCGGCAAAGACUUUGCUUAGUACAAUACAUGAACAGGUAACUGCAGUUACAGCACAUGUGCAAAACCUAACUGAGAAAGUCCGGAAUGGGGUUUACCCAACAGAAAAGGGUCUUAGUUUCCUAGAGCUGAAGGAUCAGCUGCUCUUGCUGUAUAUGCAGGAUCUUACUCACAUCAUCAUGGAAAAAUCUUCCGGGAGGCCCUUGAAGGAAAACCCAGGCAUCAUGAGACUGGUGGAGAUACGCACAGUUUUGGAAAAAAUGCGUCCAAUUGAUCAAAAGCUUAAGUAUCAAAUAGAUAAGUUAAUAAGAGCUGCUGCCACCGGUAGUCUUUCUGAAAAUGAUCCACUGCGCUUCAAGCCCAAUCCUCAGAACUUAAUCAGUAAGUUGGAGGAGUCUGAUGAAGAGGGUUCAGACGGUGAUGCAGAAGAUGGUGGUGUAGGAAAGUCUCGCAGCAAGACCAGGAAAUAUAUACCUCCUAGACUUGCACCAGUACAUUAUGAUAACACUGAGGCAGACCGAGAAAACCGAAUUUUGGAGCGUGCAAAAAAAAGGGCUUUGAGCAGCUCAGUCAUCCGGGAGCUAAAAGAACAGUAUACAGAUGCUCCUGAAGAAAUCAGAGAAGGGAGAGCCUAUCACAUGAUGCAGCAUGAGAGAGAAGAGCAGCAUCGGACCAACUAUGAAGAAUCUAUGAUGGUGCGAUUAAAUAUGACUCGAAAGGAAAAGGCUCGUAAGAAGAGGGCGCUUGCCAUGACAUCACAACUUAAAUCACUCACACACUUUACAGAUAUUAGUGCUUUGACAGGAGGAGAAUCGAGAACAGAGGAUUUUAUGCCAUCUGCCAAGAAAUCCAAGAAAGGACCUAAGAAAGGAAAAAAGAAGAAAGGCUUUAGAAAACGACGCUGAAAAGUAUCCACCGGUCAACAUUUUCUUUCUCCAAAUGUGUUGUGCCAGGGAUUUCAAAGUAUUGGCAAACACUGUUGUGGUAUCCCUGAGGCACCUUCAUAAGUAACUGGCACAUCUAUUGUAAGGACCCAUGGCCUCAAAUUCAUGCUAAUGUUGUUUACAUGAAAAUAUAAAGGAUUCAGUAUACAGAA